AUGUUAUAUAGCGAUACAAUUGAUAGUGGAGAAGGUUUUGGUAGGAAAAGAAGGGAGGAGAAGAGGAGAGAAAAUUACCCGGUGGAAGCAUUUUCAUUCUUACUUCGUUUUCAGGGUGACAUUGUCUGUUUGUCAUGUGUCGCCUCGCACAACCGUGAUGGUGUACUUGGUUCCGAACGAGUUUGUCUUUGUACCGAAGGAUUCGGUAAUCGAAUGUGUACACUGGAAAAUGUGUCCGACAGGGAUACUCCACCAGAUAUAGCAAUGUGUAUGCUUUACAUCGACAAUGCACUAUCGAUGAGAGCUUUACAGGAGAUGAUGUCGGCCGAUUCAGAACAUAAGUCCACUUCUGGUGCUGGCGGUCAUAAAACGUUACUUUACGGUCAUGCCGUUCAGCUAAAACACGUGCAGAGUGAAAUGUACCUUGCGUGUCUUUCAUCCUGCUCAUCCAAUGACAAAUUAGCAUUCGAUGUCGGUGUACAGGAAACGAACACAGGUGAAGCUUGUUGGUGGACGAUUCAUCCGGCUUCAAAGCAACGCUCUGAAGGCGAGAAAGUUCGAGUGGGUGAUGAUGUGAUACUGGUUAGCGUUGCUACUGAACGUUACUUGCACAUGGCACACAGUAAAGGAUAUAUGGUGAUCGCCUCUUUCCAUCAAACACUUUGGAAUAUUCAAAGUGUCAGUUCGGGAAGUGUACGUACUAGAAAUAUGGGUUACGUAUUUGGUAACGAUGUGAUGCGGCUGUUUCAUGGUAAUGACGAAUGCUUAACGAUUCCGGAAAAUUGGAGCGAACAUCCACAGCACAAAUAUCUGGGUGUGCUUGACAAUGCCGUUCAGCUUUACCAUAAAGACAAAGCGGAUUUUGAUCUCACUGCUUUUGUGAUGUGUCAGAAUAAGGAUCCUAGAAAACAAAUUUUGGACGAAAAAGAGGAUGAAGGUAUGGGAACCGCAACAAUACAGUAUGGAGAGACGAAUGCCUUUAUUCAGCAUGUCAAAACACAACUCUGGAUGUCUUACCAGACCUCUGAAGUGACAAAAAAGGGCCUAGGAAAGGUAGAAGAAAAAAAAGCAGUGGCGUUGAAAGAUGGGCAUAUGGACGACUGUUAUACAUUUUUCAUGGCUCUUGAAGAAGAAUCGAAAUCGGCUCGGGUUAUUCGGAAAUCUGGUCACGUGAACAUACUUGAGAUGCCUAUUAAUUUCAGAGGCAUCGAGGCCUUACAAAAUGAAGGUAGUCAGUCUACUGAUUGGGGACGAGUUGAUUUGAACGAAGUGUUGAAGUUGAUGGAGGAUCUUAUCGAAUAUUUCUCACAACCUGCCGAUGACCAAGAUUUCGAGGAGAAACAGAAUAGAUUCCGAGCACUGCGUUCUAGACAGGACCUAUUCCAAGAAGAAGGUGUACUGAACAUGAUCUUGGACACGAUCGAUAAAUUCUCCCAAAUGGAAGCGCUGCCGGACUUUGCCGGUAUCAUCGGCGAAGAUACACAUAUGAUGUGGGAGGAGAUCGCCACCUAUUUGUAUCUACUGGUGGCAGCAAUGAUCAAAGGAAAUCACUACAACUGUGCUCAAUUCGCUGCUGCUCAACGUCUUGACUGGUUGUUCGGGCGACUUAGUAAUCCACAAUCGGCUGAAGGAAUUCUGGACGUCUUAUAUUGCGUGCUUACUGAAUCACCAGAAGCUCUCAACAUGAUCAACGAAUGUCAUAUUCGCUCGGUCAUAUCGCUUCUUGAAAAAGUUGGAAGAGAUCCUAAGGUUCUUGACGUAUUGUCAUCACUUUGUGAAGGAAACGGUAUGGCGGUUAGGAGUAGUCAGAAUCUUAUCACUGAAUAUUUGCUGCCCGGAAAGGAUCUACUGUUACAGACAGCGAUGAGAGAUCAUGUGAGCAGUAUGAUGCCAAACGUACUCGUUGGUGUGGUUGAAGCGUCAGCGUUGUUCAGACGAUGGUAUUUCGAAGCCGAAGUUGAACAUAUCGAGCAAAUGACCAAAGAGGCACCGUAUCUCCGCGUUGGAUGGGCAAACAGCAGCGGUUUCAAGCCAUUUCCGGGAUCUGGUGAUAGAUGGGGAUGUAAUGGUGUCGGUGACGAUUUCUACUCGUACGGUUUCGAUGGACGUUGUGUAUACUUCGCCGGUAGAGGACGAGUUGUCUCUCCCAGAUUACUCGAAAAAGGCGACGUUGUGGGAUGUUCUUUGGAUUUAACUGUACCGGAGAUCAGGUUUUCUGUGAAUGGACGUGAUGUUGGUGCAAGUUAUAAAGAUUUCAAUGUUGACGGUUAUUUCUUUCCCGUGAUGUCUCUGAGUGCAAAAGUCAGCUGUCGGUUUAUUUUUGGUGGCGAUCAAGGACGUUUACGUUUUGGUCCACCACCUAGAUUCUCAGCUACUGUAGAGGCCGUUAGUGGAGAGCUACAGAUAACGGAUUGUUUAUCAUUUGGAGAGCUGCCAAAGAAUGUUUACUGCGGUCCGCACACACUGUUCACAAGUACAGAACCGUUUGUACCGCAGGCAGUAGAUAUAAGUGAUACGAUUUUACCCCACCUUAUUGACGACAUUCAUCCAAGAUUUGCUGAAAAUCUGCACGAAUUGUGGGCAAUGCGUAAAAUCGAACUUGGAUGGAGCUAUGGUGAAACUCGUUCGGAAACUCUGCGAAAACACCCGUGUCUAACAUCGUUUGAUCGUUUACCGACCACCGAGAAACAGUACAACAUCAAUUUAGCACUUGACACCCUGAAGACGAUCGAAGCGCUCGGUUAUCAUCUGAUAACCGAUGAACCGCCCACAAGACUUCGACCUGUAAGACUGGCGCAAAAUUUCCAACAAUCAAAUGGUUAUCGUCCACAACCAUUGGAUACACAUGAGAUCACACUCCCGGAUGAAUUGAAUCCAUUAGUUGAAGCGUUGGCAAAAAAUACGCACAAUGUAUGGGCUAGAGAGAAAAUCAAAAGAGGAUGGACAUUCGGGCUUAGUGAGUUUGUGGAUUCAACACAAAAACGAUCGCCACAUCUUGUUCCGUAUGAGGAAGUGGAUAAUAGAAUAAAAGAAGCGAAUAGGGAAUCGGCUGCCGAGAAUCUUCGAGCAUUGCAGCUGUUCGGCGUGUUCAUUGAAGCGCCAGCACAUGAACAUGAUGAGAUGGCUGAGAAGGAAAUGCGAGCUCGCAGAGACCAUACAAGAACCUACCGAGCUGAGGCCACUUAUGCUGUAACCGGCGGCAAAUGGUACUUUGAGUUUGAAAUUUUGACGGCUGGAUUGAUGCGAAUAGGUUGGAUGGAUGUUGGGGCAUCACCAGCUGUACAGCUUGGACAUGAUGAUCGAGGAUACGCAUUUGAUGGGGGUGGUACGAGUAAUUUCAGCUAUUUGGGUCGAAAAUGGCAUCAAGGUGCUGAGGUCUACGGAAGAGAAUGGAAGAUUGGUGAUGUUGUCGGAUGUUUUUUGGAUCUGAACGACCGGACCAUUAGUUUCUCCCUUAAUGGAGAAUUAUUGUUGGAUCCAUCCGGUUCUGAGAUGGCUUUCGAUAACGUUUCGUGUGGCGAUGGUUUAGUACCGGCGAUGUCGUUAGGAAGUGGACAGAAAGGUCGACUCAAUUUCGGUCAGCAAAGUAAUUCGUUGAAGUUUUUCACCACCUGCGGUCUCCAAGAAGGAUACGAACCAUUUUGUGUAAAUAUGUAUCGAGCGAUGCCGAUGUGGUUUGCUAAACAACUUGCUCGUUUCGAGGACAUCAGCGCCGGUUCGUUAUUGGAAAUAUCCAGAAUCCCUGCCACUGGAAACAGUCCACCGUGCCUGAAACUGACUCAGAAGGUUGGUUGUUCGAAAAUGAAAACUUUUAGGGAUAAGGAUGCCAUACGAAAAUUGUUGACCGAGUUCAAGCCCAGAAAUCAGUCUGUGGUGUCCCAAAUCCGAGCACCUACUAUACCUCAAGAGUUCCAGGAUACUAAGGAGCGAAAAAAGCAGCCACUUAGUGCUCUACUUGGCGUGAAAAGUUCACGGGAAUCUGAUGAAGUCACUUCGAAUCGGUCAAAGCAGCCCUCAUAUGAUGGUGAUCAUGACAACGAACAACUAGCAUUGAGGGGAUCACUGAACGAUUUCUCACAAGAGGAUCGACAUAACGCUGAAGAACAUCUGAAAGAGAUAGCCGAUCGUGAAAAACCACCAAAAAAAGGUGGCGGACUGUUGAGUCGGCUCCGUGACUCCAGCGGAUCGCGCAGGAAGGAUGGUAAAGGAAAAGACGAAAAGUCAACUCGUCUAGUUGGUCCGAAGACGAAAUGGCGAUCGGUUGACACGAGCUCUGUCGAUGCUUCAGAUAGUAUACCAACCGGACAAAAAGACGUUCUAGCUGCUAACGAUAUGCCAUCAUCUGGUCCUGGGCGGCAACUAACAGUACGAAGAUCGUCAAUGAAGAAGAAGAAGAAGAAGGAACCAGUCGUGUCAAUGGAAAAACGCGGUUCACAAGUUCCGAUCGACAUUACGCCAGACGCACAACAUGAACUCGAUAUAGAUGCUAUGGCGCAACAUGGUGAUAAGGUAGACGAAUACUACUAUGGCAUACGGAUUUUUCCCGGUCAGGAUCCUAGCCAAGUAUGGGUGGGAUGGGUAACUACACAGUACCAUUUCUACUCGCCGUCAUUUGAGAAGGAAAACGUCGAACGGAGAUGCGUAUUUGUCGAAGGCAAUCAGCAAAGAAACACUGAAAAGUCAGUGUUUCUUGAAUUACCCAUCCAUUAUUUAUUACAUUUGAUCAUUGUCGAAUAUCGAAACAGUUAUAUGAUGAACGCUGCUGAAUUACUGUCACAUGUUCCAGAUGCCACGAACACCAAGGUUUCUGGCACCCUAAUCGGAUGCAUCGUGGAUACAUCAGUCGGAGAACUUUCCUUCCAAGCUGCUGGUCAGGAUACUGGUGUAAAAUUCAAGUUGGAACCAGGGGCGAUGUUGUUUCCUGCAGCAUUCUUUACGCCGACCACUACGGAAAUUCUUCAGUUUGAACUGGGAAGAAUUAAGUACACAUAUCCAAUCUCGGCAGCGAUGUUCAAAUCGUGUGAGAAGUCACUGGUGUCGUUCUGUCCUCCAAGGCUCACUGUUCAAUGCAUUGAACCGGUCUAUUGGGCACGAGUACCCAAUGAAAGUCUUCGCACGACAGCAUUAAAGCUCAGUGAUAUUCGUGGAUGGUCAGUUUUGUGUGAUGAUCCAGUGCGUAUUAUGACUAUCUAUGUACCCGAAAAAGACGAAUCGUUCGAUAUUCUGGAAAUGAUAGAGAAACCGAUUUUUCUCGAUUUCCAUCGUCAAACGCUCAACCUCUACUGUAAAUUGGCAAGUCAUGGUAAUCAGAAGGUUGCACAUAUUCUGUGCCGUCAUGUGGAUGAGGAUCAGAUUAUGUAUGCUGUAAAAAGUCAUUACCUGUCCGGCCCGAUGCGUCAAGGAUACCACGACCUGUUGAUCGCGAUUCAUCUACAAACUCACGCAAGUGCAAGACAGUCGAUGAGCAAGGAAUACGUGAUUCCGUUGUGUGAUCAACUUCGGAAUCAGAAUGUAUUCGAUCCAGAUAGCGAAAAUAGAUAUCCACAGAUCAUGGGUGAGACUUAUUCGAUGUUACCCGUGAUGGUUGCUGAACCGGUACGAACAAAUUUUACGCAAGAAGAGGAGAUGAAGUUACUGCCACCAGCCGUUAAUUUCGAUGCUCUAAAGGCGCAUGUGAUGAACGCAAUGGAGAGCGCGACACGACAUGCAGUGAUGAACUGUCGCGAUCUCAUCGGCGGAAACAAUAGAAAUCAUUUCGAGCCUCUUCUGAAAUUGUUCGACUCACUACUAGUUAUCGGUCUUUUCGAAGACUCAGAAUUGGAAGCGAUUUUAAAUUUGAUCCAUCCAUCUGCGUUUAGUCCUGUUUACGUACCUGCUUCUGCUCAAAAAAGUCUCACUGAAAUCGAACUAGACGAGCACGUGAAAAUUCAAAUCGUCAACAUCAUUGACCACCUUUGUGAUAUUCAGCUACGUCAUCGUAUAGAGUCACUGAUUGGUUUUACGGAUGGCUUUGUUGGUGAACUGCAACACGAUCAGUGUAAACGGGAUUUCUGUGCAAUGCUGGUGGCCAAAGUUGGUAACGAAGGUGAUUACGAUGAUGAGGAAUCUCAGAAUCUCAUCAAAGCAGAAGAAGGAUCAUGGGUUGACGCUCUCGCUCGACUAGUUGUAGCUGUUCCACCUCCACCACCAUCUAAUGACAAGGAGCUCAAUAUGAAGAAAGGCACUAGAAAUUUCCGUGACAUGAUUGUCAAUAUGCUUCGCGAAUGGGCCUUAGGUGAUUUUAUCGAAAGUAACGAAUUGAUUCGAAAGAUGUUUAAUCUGCUUCUGAGGCAGUAUUCCGGUGUUAGAGAGCUGCAAGACGCUAUGGCUCAAACCUAUGUUCUACACGAGCGGAAUAACGAGGAUGUGCAGGACUUUAUCGUCUAUCUGAUUCAGAUUCGUGAACUACUCACUGUUCAGUUUGAACACAUAGAGGAGGCAAUACUCAAACGUGGACUUUGGAAGCUCAUGAAUAAUCGCAUUUUCUUCCAACAUCCAGAUUUAAUGCGAUUAUUAUCAGUACAUGAGAAUGUGAUGACAAUCAUGAUGAACAUUCUAACCGCUCAACAGGGUGCAGUUGAACAUGAGGGAGAAGAGGUGAAAGAGAAGAUCCCAGUCAAGGACUCGUCCGAAAUGGUGGUGGCUUGUUCACGUUUUCUUUGCUAUUUUUGUCGUACAUCACGACAAAAUCAGAAGGCGAUGUUCGAGCAUCUCUCGUUUCUACUUGAUAACGCAACAAUGCUUCUGGCACGACCCAGCUUACGUGGAUCCGUUCCUCUUGAUGUUGCCUAUUCAUCGUUUAUGGAUAACAAUGAGUUAGCUCUAGCACUCAAGGAAGAAGAACUAGACAAGGUGACUGUAUAUCUGUCGAGAUGUGGCCUUCAACCAAAUUCUGAGAUGAUUUCUAAAGGAUAUCCAGACAUCGGAUGGGAUCCAGUUGAAGGGGAAAGAUAUAUCGAUUUUCUUCGUUUUUGUGUGUGGAUAAAUGGUGAGAACGUGGAGGAAAAUGCAAAUCUUGUGAUCCGUUUAUUGAUUCGACGUCCAGAAUGUUUGGGAAUCGCCCUUAAAGGAGAAGGUCAGGGAUUGUUCGCAGCAUUUAAGGCGAGUGAUUUUUUCCUUGUUCCUCCCUAUAAUGAGGAAACGGCGAACAAUAAGGACUUAGUGGAAGCUAUUGCGUUAUCAGAGGAUAUUCGAACGCUUGAAGAAGACGUAACCGGCUCUCCAUCAUUGAGAAGUGGUUUGCUCGGAGAGACACCAUCUUAUCCUUCUAAAGAAGCUGAGAGUGAAGAUUACUUGGAUUUGGGAGCAGCUACGCUCGAUUUCUAUUCGUCGUUGGUUGACCUUCUUGCUAAGUGUGCGCCGGAUCACAUGGCUAUACAAGCCGGCAAAGGUGAUUCUCUUCGAGCUCGUGCCAUUCUGCGCUCGCUGAUCUCCUUGGAUGAUUUAGGACAAAUUCUUAGCCUCAGAUUUACCAUACCGAAUCUCACAUUGGCGACCACGGAUGAUAAUGGUCCGCUACCAGGUCUUUUGCCAAACCAUAAGGGUUCCGUUCUUUUGUUUCUUGAUCGAGUGUACGGUAUUGAUUCGCAGGACAUGCUUUUCCAUUUUCUUGAGCAAAGUUUCCUGCCGGAUCUACGAGCGGCUACCAUGAUGGAUUCGCCACGAGCUCUAGAAUCAGACACAGCUCUAGCUUUGAACCGAUAUCUCUGUAAUGCUGUACUACCACUUCUAACCAGUCAUUCGCAUUUCUUCGCUGAUGCCGAACAUCACACGGCACUGUUGGACGCGACGGUACACACAGUAUACCGUAUGAAUAGACUAAAAUCACUGACAAAGAAUCAACGUGAAGCUGUAUCCGAUUUUCUAGUGGCGAUCACUAGAGAACUUCCGCCAGGAAUGAUGAUUAAACUUCUUAGGAAGGUUAUAGCGGACGUACAGCAGAUGAGUGAUAUGAAUGUGCUGGUUCCACUACGGCUUAUGACAUUACACUAUGAACGCUGUGGCAAAUAUUACGGUAGCGGUAAUCAAUACGGUGUAGCUACAGAAGUCGAGAAACGACUCUCAAUGCUGCUUUUCUAUGCGAUUUUCGACUCGCUCGGAAGCCGACCGUAUGAUCCAGAUUUGUUUGGGAAGGCAUUACCAUGUAUGACAGCGAUUGGAUCAGCUAUUUCACCAGAUUACACACUUACCACUAGUGGAGAGGAUGCACCAAAAUUGAAGGAACAGUUAGACGACGGCGCAUGGGUCCCGAAGCAAGUUGAAGUAUCAUGCAAUGACUUGCCAAGAGAUCUUCAAACGAUGACGGAAAAGUUCGCAGAACAUUUCCAUGAUUCGUGGGCAAGCAGAAAGUUAGAAAAGGGUUGGGUUUAUGGAGACCUGUACUCGCGGCAAAAUUCCACCCAUCCACGCUUGAAGCCAUUCAGUCUACUGAGGGAUUUCGAAAAGAACUUUUAUAAGGAACGAUGCGCUGAGUGCUUAAGGGCGCUCCACGAUUGGGGCUAUACUUUUGAGCUAAAAGAUCGAGACGCUGCCGAACGAGCCGCCAAUGCUCACACACCGUCCGGCACCUCUGUCCAAAAUUUUGCUCCAAAACCCGUAGAUCUAACAAGUAUGACGCUGGAAAAGGAUAUGGUGGCGGCUGGUGAGAAAAUGGCCGAGCGGUCACACCUGAUAUGGGCUUCGAAGGUGUGGAACGAUUUGAAUACAAAGGGAGGUUUCAUGCCGACUUCGUUAGUUCCGUGGGAUUUGCUAACAGAUUUUGAACGACGAAAAGAUCGUUUUCGAGCCAAUGAGAUCUUGAAAUUUCUGCAAUAUCACGGAUAUCAUGUGGAAAGUAACGAAGACCUUUGUAAUACAAUGAAUUGCAGUCCGAAGACCGAGUCGAAUUUGGAAAGAGGUAAAAACGAGGGUGAGCGAUCAUCAGUAGAGAAGAGAUUUGCAUAUAAUCUUCUGGAGAAGCUUAUUCAAUAUCUGGAACAGGCCAGUCUGAAAAUGAAAUCGGUGAAACCAAGUCAGGAACUCACACGUCGCAGCACCUUCAGGAAAGAAGGACAAGAUGUGAAAUUUUUUGAGAAAGUGGUGCUUCCGUUAAUGCACGCGUAUUUUAACGCUCACAAGAAUUAUUUCCUUGAAGGAUCCAGUAUGGUUCAAACUGGUACCGCCAGUAACAAGGAAAAAGAGAUGGUUGCCAAUCUGUUUUGUCGAUUGGCAGCCCUUCUUCGUAUCAAGAAUCGUGCAUUUGGAAGUGUAGCGAAGAUUACGGUGAAGUGUCUUCAAGGUCUCACUCAAGCAUUGGAUUUAAGGACACUUGUAAAAACGAAUUCGGACAUUGUACGAACUUCACUGUUGACAUUUUUCAAUAACUGUGCAGAUGACCUGUUUGCUGCUGUGAAAGAGCUCAAGGCAAGACUAAAGAUGGAACCGCUUUUCGAUAAUGGCCAAUAUUCACUGCUUCGUGGACAGAAUUUGAAAUCGUGGAUAUCGUUGGAAUUCGCUCAUCAGAUGAUUGUGCCGGUGUUGACCUCCAUGUUCACACAUUUAGCCCGAAAUCAUUUUGGAACGGAUCUUUUACUGGACGACAUUCAAGCGGCAUGUUAUAAAAUUCUCAACUCUCUCUACAUGGUAACCGGAUUGUCAGCUACAGCUGCGCAACGGAAAAGCAUCGGAUACGAAACAGAGAAGUAUGCUUGGUUCAUAUUCUGCGUAUUCGUUGUUAGUGUUCUUAAACAUCGUCCUGGGCUCGGUCAAUGUCUAUCGGCGUUCGCAUCGUGCUUUCCGGUAGCAUUUCUUGAGUCGGAAUAUAAUAAGAACAACAAGUACUCAGUGUUAGCGAAGACACAGGAUCAAUCUGUGCAAGUUCAAGAAAUGCUCCAGAACCUUAACACUCAUAUUCCGCAUAUCGAAAAACUUCUCACGGAUAUCGAAACGGUGUCAACAACCGGUGUUAUGUACAACGACAAUCCGAAUAUCUACGAUGUCGAUUUACCGUUAUUGUGCUCAUAUUUGGCAUAUUGGUUUAAUCAAGGACCAGAUGGGCGUAAAUCGGAGAAGCUAGAGGAACACCGACAUUCACUGCAGAUGACUGCUGUGAGUGCUGAACAUAUCAAUCGGAUUUUCUGCGCAUUAUUACGAAUGCUUCGAAAUCACAUCGGCGUAGAGAGUGCACCUUGGCUUUGUCGUACAACAUUUUUCGCCGUGCAAAUCAUUCAGAACGUCACAUGUGAUCCAGUGAAAGAUCAUAUUCUUCCAAUUGCUGAACGACUAAGAAGAAUGAGUGAGAAAGCCUUCCGUGAAGAGGAACACAUGCGAACGCAUCCGGACGACGCCGAUGAAGGCACUGUAGCUGAGGACAAUGCUCGUCUUGUUCGUGACACAUACGCAUAUUUUCCGAUUCUUAUGAAAUACACUGAUUUGCACCGUGCGCAAUGGCUUAAGACCCCAUCGUGGGAAACCGAUGGCGUAUAUGAGAACGUGGCAGUGAUAUUUCGUAUUUGGAGUCAAAGCCAGCACUUCAAGCGUGAAGAGCUGAAUUAUAUUGCACAAUUCGAAGAGGAUGCGGCGAUGUUUGGUGGUGGUGAAAUGAAAACGGGUAAAGCAGCCAUCGCAGAACGUAAAAAGAAACGACGUGAAGGACAAGUGAAAAAAGACAAGCACGCGAAUAGCAUAGUCAUCGCAUGUUUGAAGCGACUGCUUCCGGUUGGACUAAAUGUGUUUGGUGGAAGGCUCGUUGAUAAUUUUUUUCCAUUCUUAGAGCUGGAUAUCGUUCAACAGUCAAAGGAAAGAUUUUUACAAAAAGAACCAGAGGAUAAAGUACGCGAGUUCAUCAAAGGUCUGCUCGAUGUUCAGGUUAAGACCGAUCCAACUGAUAAGAAUGCAUGGCAGUUGUCACUGUAUCGAAAAAUCGGUAAAAGUCAGAUGAGAGGCAAAAAUGAGAUGACCCAGGACGCGGUUAUCGAAAAGAUUUUCAACAUGGGACAAGUUUCUGCUAUACUCCAUACGGUGAGAACGGAGCAUCCACAACAACAACUUACACAAGCCUGGAAAAAAGUCGUCUCAACUCAACGAAAGCGUGCAGUAGUUGCGUGCUUCCGUAUGGUACCGCUCUAUGGGAUUCCAAGGCAUCGUGGAAUCAACUUCUUUUUGCCGGCAUUUUCUCGUCUCUGGCUAGAGGAAGAAGACGUUGGCCAAGAUAAACUCAUUACUGAUUUGGUGAGUGGUGUCGUCACAGAAGACAGUACUCGUUUAGAAGUUGUUGUAGAGGACGGUGUACCCGUCCAGGAGGAAAGUCGCGAAAGCGAUUAUAUCCGUUUCGCCGAUGUUAUGUCGAAAUCGAUUCACAUUGAGGAAGAAGAUGGAGACGAUGGUGAUGAUGAGGUCGAUCAAGCGCAAAAGGAAGAGCAGUCGCAAGCUCUACGAGCCGAACAAGGUGUGCUGGCGGAUAGAGGUGCUGCCAUCAUGUGCUUAAUGUACCUUUCCGCCAGUAAUGGUGAACCGAACGACAUGGUAGCACGAACACUCGAACUUGGAAUUCAUUUACUGUCCGGAGGCAACGUUGACAUUCAACGGAUGUUGAUCGAAUAUCUUCAACUGAAGAAAGAUGUGCGAUUCUUUACGUCGAUGGCAGGUCUCAUGAACAAGUGCUCAGUGUUGAAUCUGGAGAUGUUCGAACGUCAAAUUAAGGCUGAAGGUUUGGGCAUGGGAGCGGAUCUGGCUGCUGGAGCCAAUCAAAAUCUGAAUGAUGCAGAGUUCACAUGUUCAUUGUUCCGUUUCUUGCAGCUUACUUGUGAAGGACAUAAUCUUGAUUUUCAAAAUUAUCUUCGUACACAAUCUGGUCACACUACAAGUGUUAACCUUAUCAACUGCACGGUUGACUAUCUGUUGAGACUUCAAGAGUCUGUAAUGGAUUUCUACUGGCAUUAUUCGAGCAAGGAGGUGAUAGACGAAGGAGGAAAGGAAUACUUUCUUCGAGCGAUACAAGUAUGCAGUCAAGUGUUCAAUACGUUGACGGAAAGUAUCCAGGGUCCAUGCGUCGGUAACCAGAUGACAUUGGCAAAUUCACGUCUGUGGGAUGCCAUCAACGGUUUCUUCUUCUUGUUCGCUCACAUGAUGGAGAAGCUUUAUAGGAAUUCCACACAACUUGAAUUGCUUCGUGAAUUUCUUAACCUUCAGAAGGAUAUGAUCGUCCUGAUGCUUUCAAUGCUUGAAGGAAACGUUCUUAAUGGACCGAUCGGAAAGCAAAUGGUGGACGCACUGGUAGAAUCACAACCGUCCGUUGAGAAAAUUAUCAAAUUUUCUGACAUGUUCCUGAAGCUGAAGGAUCUUACGACUUCACAGGCAUUCUUGGACUUCGAUACAAAUCGAGACGGAUGGAUAAGUCCAAAAGAAUUUCAACGUGCCAUGGAAAGUCAGAAAAUGUACACAGUUGAAGAUAUAACAUAUCUAAUGAUGUGCACGGAUGUGAACAAUGAUGGUAAAGUGGACUAUAUGGAAUUUACUGAACGAUUCCAUAAUCCGGCCAGAGAUAUCGGAUUUAAUCUAGCCGUACUUCUCACAAAUCUCAAGGAACAUAUUACUAACGACCCUCGGUUGGAGAAAAUUAUCGAAAAGGCUCAGACCCUACUUGAAUACUUCGAUCCAUUCCUUGGAAGGAUUGAAAUCAUGGGAUCUAGCAAACGAGUCGAGAAAAUCUACUUUGAAAUCCAGGAAUCGUGGCUAGAGCAAUGGGGAAAACAACAAAUCCGUGACUCCAAGAACUCGUUCCUAUUCAAUGUAUUGCAAGAUGACGGCGGUGAUCAAGGAAAACUAGAAGCGUUCAUCAAUUUUUGCGAGGAUACGAUCUUCGAAAUGCAACAUGCGGCUGAAAUCUCCUCGGGAGAUAGUGACUCGAAAAUGGAACGUGCCUUAAAGCAAAGGGACUACUUUCUACAGCAAAGUAGUGCUGGAGAGUAA
This is a messenger RNA of Angiostrongylus costaricensis, 12987 nucleotides long. Lineage: Eukaryota; Metazoa; Nematoda; Chromadorea; Rhabditida; Metastrongylidae. The record is from the annotation of a GenBank genome assembly.